Klebsormidium nitens is the source of this 525-nucleotide messenger RNA. The record is from the annotation of a GenBank genome assembly. NCBI's taxonomy places the organism in Eukaryota, Viridiplantae, Streptophyta, Klebsormidiophyceae, Klebsormidiales, Klebsormidiaceae.
AUGGCAGUCCGACGUGUGCCCCGACAGUGUCCCGUCAUCUUCCCUUCUUCCCUGUACAAUCAAAACGGCGUUGAGAGCAGCCUGACCCGCCCAUGGUUCGCCCUUGAAGAUAUGUUCGAGUCAUUUGCCAAGGGCCGCCUGAUUCUUGCCCUCGUCAAGGAGAUGCGGGCACCUGAGGGCACCGGGUUGCCGGUGCUCGUCUGGGCUGGCGUCGUCAUAGACGAACCCUGGCAAGUGAGCGUUGCGUUUAGGCAAGCAACGACAGCGGAGCGUUCACUCUGCACGAUGCCCGCAGUAGGAGAGCCUUGCGUUGACGUGGACGAUAACAACACGACAGGCUCCGCUCACAGAACUCUUGGGCCAAUCGUUCAGCUGGAGCAGGUCCGAGUGCUCGUGAGAAGCAACGAGCUGAUUAUUGACGAGGCAGACAUCGUCCGGGGGAAAGACUGCGGGCCAGCAGUGUCGGCCAACGUCUCGCUUGGCAACGGCCCCUCAAUCGAGCUGCCUGUUCAGUCCCCUUGCUGA